Molecule: messenger RNA, 717 nt
Organism: Cooperia oncophora
Lineage: Eukaryota; Metazoa; Nematoda; Chromadorea; Rhabditida; Trichostrongylidae
Source: the annotation of a GenBank genome assembly
AUGUGCGAGCUUGAAGAGUAUCUACGAAUAUGCAUGCUGUAUGAGUUCAAACUCGGUCGUACCGCAUGUGGUGCAUAUAGGAACUUGAUUCGGGCAUAUGGGGAGGGUUCAGUUGCCCGAAGUACGGUACUGAGAUGGUUUGCAAAAUUUCGUCGUGGAAUUCAAAGCCUUGAAAAUGGGACACAUACGGGUCUUUCGAAGGUCCUAGACGAUGAUGAAUUGGAGGAUACAAUCAGGGAAAAUCCAAACAUUACCCAAGCCGAGUUAUCGAAGAUGUUUGGAGUUGGCGCAGCAACAAUAUCUAAACAUUUAAAGAGGAUAAAGACCGGAGCGAAGAUGAAGUUUAUUGGACAUAAGAAGCGUGAAGAGCCGAUUGAAGCAGCACGAUUGAUCGCGGAAUCCAGACAGCCGAACUAUUACCCGUACACUGAGCCUCCCCCUCCACUCACAGUGUUACGGAGCCUUAAAGAACAACCUGAGGAUCGACCUCAAGAGACGGUUAAAAAAGCUGAACCGACUCGACCUGUACUCGUUGCUGUUAAGACGGAUGUCGGAGCUGCCAUAAUUGGUGGUUUGGAAAGCCUCGAAAGCGGUGACGCUGCCAAAGUUUUUAUUUCUGAUGAAGAACAAGAAGAUGAAGAGGUGGAUGUAUUAGAAGGUAAGAUAUGCUCUCGAAACUUGUUAAUUUAUAGUGCACUACCACGAGGCAAGGAUUUC